GGCCGCGGCCUCGGCCUCGGCUCCUCCCUGCCGUCUUCCUCCCCCGCACGAGCCGCCCGUAUCCUCCGCAGGUCGGCGGUGGCGGGGCUGGAGACGCUGCUGCCCCUGCACACCGCGGUCGCGUCGGCGCGCCUUAAGUCCUGCAUCGCCGUCGACUCCACCUGCUGGUGCUCCCUCUCCCAAGGAUAUGCUUUGCCUUUGUGACAAAGAGCUGCCCCCGAAGAAACCAAUGAACAUUAAGGAUCACAGACAUUUCCGGCUGUAAUAAUUAGAUACUUGCAAACUCACAGUGGUACAGUGCAUCCAGACCUGUUUAAUGAUUAUAUAAUGUGAUUCCUCCAUGUUUUGGAGGAAGUUUGUUUGAUGCUGAAA
Molecule: messenger RNA, 372 nt
Organism: Triticum urartu
Lineage: Eukaryota; Viridiplantae; Streptophyta; Magnoliopsida; Poales; Poaceae
Source: RefSeq, a predicted model, not a curated record